AUGCUUAAAUUUUUACUUGACAUAGACCAAGCAAAGAAGAAAAUUUUGGAUCAACUAAACAGUAAACUACUACUAAGGAACCAAAAAAAUGAUUCGUUCAUAUUAGAAGAAAAGAAAAAUAUGAGUUAUAACUCAGGGUCAGAUAUAGAUUUGUCAUACUCAAAAAAUAAACUAACAAAGUGGGAUGAAGUGCAUGUGGAAAAAAGGGAGUUCAUUCAAGAAAAAAUUUUAUACGAGGAGCUAAAAAAUGAAGAAAAGUGGAGUAAGAAUCAGCAUUGUCGUGGAAGCAAUGGCAGUGUAUGCUGUGAUAAUGAAUGCAAUGUCAACACAGAUGAUAGCAAUGCAUGGUGUGAGUAUGACCGUAAUAAUAAGAAAGCAAAGACUAAGCACACGUCCAAAGGUAAUAGCAGAUCCAAAUAUAAGAUGCACAACAGUAAUGUCAAAUGUACCCUAAGCGAAUACAACAAUGAAACGUGCUUUGAAAGAGAAACAAAGAAGGAAAGAACAGAUCAAGUACAGAAUCAUGAAUGUGUACAGGAAAAAGAAGAAAAUAAUGAACCAGGAAAACAAGUAAGCAAUACUUGUAACGACACAAGAAAGGCUUGUAAAUACAGUCGUACUGAACGAGAAGGGGUAGGUAGCACAAGAGAAAUAAGCAGUGGGGUGGGAAUGCACAAAAGGGAAGAAGAGAAAAGAAGUGCAGUAAUUCCAUCCAGUGGGACUAAUGAGAAUAAUGAGAAUAAUGAGUAUAAUGAGAAUAAUGAGAAUAAUGAGAAUAAUGAGAAUAAUGAGUAUAAUGAGAAUAAUGAGAAUAAUGAGUAUAAUGAGAAUAAUGAGUAUAAUGAGAAUAAUGAGAAUAAUGAGAAUAAUGAGAAUAAUGAGAAUAAUGAGAAUAAUGAGAAUAAUGAGAAUAAUGAGAAUAAUGAGAAUAAUGAGAAUAAUGAGAAUAAUGAGAAUAAUGAGAAUAAUGAGAAUAAUGAGAAUAAUGAGAAUAAUGAGAAUAAUGAGAAUAAUGAGAAUAAUGAGAAUAAUGAGUGUAACAAGUAUAGUAAACAAGGAAGUAGAGACAGUGAUAAAAUUGGCAGCAGUGGUAGGAGCAAUCGCUUCAACCGGUGCAACGCAAUUGUAGAAAACUUACCUGAAAAAACAAAUACAUCGGAGAGGAAAAUAACUCAAAAGAACGUCCACAUGAACAAUGUCAUAUCAAUUUCGAAUUGGGAUGAAUACGAAGCGUGUGAAGGAAAUAAUAUGAAGGAAUUAGAAGGAAAGGAAGAAAUCAAAACAAAAGAGAAAAAAGAUGCAGCAGUUGUAACAGAAUUCUUCCUUGGUGAAAUGUUUUUAGCAGAAUUUCAAGAAAAAAUAAUAAAUAAUGUAAGUUAUAACUUAGUUAAUGAUAAAUAUAACCAUAUAGCAGAAACGAUAGUAGCGUUGAGGAAGCAGCGUGGACGUGGAUCCGCCAGGAACGAUGCAAGCGAUGCGAGCGGUGUGAAGGAAGUAAAUCGUGUGAAAAAAGUGAAUGAUGUAAAAGAAGUAGAUCGUGUAACCGACGUAAAUGAUGCAAAUGAUGCAAACCGUGUGAAUGAUGACCGCAUCACAUGUGCCAGCAUGCUCUUCGAGCUACUGAUGAACGAUAUGAAAGAACUCUUUCGUAUACUAAUAUACUGCAACAGAGAUGCAAAUAACUUGAACUACUUAAACAUGUUGAAAGAAGAGUAUGUUGGUGAAAUAGCCGAGUUGAAGAAAAAGGAAAAAAUGCUAAGUGAUAUAAAUGAGAGACAGACAAACCAACUGCUACAACUAUCAAAACAGUUCUCAUGUAUAAAGAAUGAUAUGGAUAUAUGUGACCAGGCAAAUUACUUAAAUGAAAAAAUUAAUUCUAUGGAUAAGGAUAUAAGAAGAUUACAAGUAGAAAAACAAAACAUGCACAAUAUGUUGGAAGACAAAAUAAUACAUAUGAAAAAAAAUUUUGAAUUAAAAUGUUAUAUAAGAUGCUUAGAGGAUACCUUAAGGAAACAAACAUGCACGUGUACAGAAUUAAAAAACGAAAUAAAAGUACUUGAAGAUAAAGUAAAUAUAUACUUCGAACGUUUGCAGCUUACAAAGCAAGAUGUUUAUAUGCACAAAACUGUAUUGCAUGACGUAAGAAAAAAGGAGAAAAAACUUACAAACCAUUUUAAGGUGUUUCUGCGCAGUUAUAGAAGCAAUCGGAUGCAGAAAGGAAUGUUAAAGUGGGGGGUAACCAAGUGGAGGUCGUCCAUGUGGAAGUCGACCAAGUUGAAUACGACGAAGGGGAAAACCCCUAAUAUACUAAUAGAGUUAUAUAAACUAAGGGAUGCUACCCCAAAUUACGCCCAACCUUUGAGCAAGGGAUGUACGUGUGAGCAGUACACCAAGUUAAGCAGCAGCAGCUUUAGGAACAACAAUCGAAGAACUAAUCUUCGAACUACACAGGAGUGUUCACUAAAAGACGAUGUAAAGGAAAGGAGUCCAACCAUAUGCAAAACAAACGAAAUGGUAAUUGUCAACAGUGAUGAUGAAUGCAUAACAAAGAAGGCCCCCCUUCCCACCAAAAAUGCUAAUAAUAAUAUAUCGAAAAAAGCUAAUCACAUGAACUCUAAUCUAUCAGACUAUGACAACCUUCAUAAGGAAGAACUUGUUAACAAAAUUAAUUAUUAUAAACUACUUUUACAAGAAUGUAAAUCUCUUUCAUUGAAGAAGCAGAGUAACACCAAUGAGCGACUGCGGGAAACCCAAAAAUUACUAUUACGUGAAAUUACACAAAAUGAAAUAAUCCAUAAGAAAUAUCGUAUUAUUUUAGAAAAAUUUAGAAAUAUGAACAAUCCUGAUGAUAAUUUUAUCAGUUAUGAUAAGAAACCUCCACGUGAUGAUGCAUCAUCAUUAAAAAUACAUGAUCUUUUGAACGAAAUAAUUUUUCUUUCACAAGAAAUUGAAAAACUUAAAGAAGAUCAACUCUUACUACAAGAAGAUGUAAAUAGGAAGAGCAAAAUCAUUUCCCAUUUGAUAAAGAAACACGCGCUGUCGGAAGAACACUUUCGGUUAGACAACCGGUUCAGCAUCUUUAACAAUAAACUAACGUACGAUGAGAUGAAAAAAAUAAUGGAGGAAACAUUAAUUGAAAAUAUUCGAUUGCGGACUGAUUUAAUGACCCUUGCAAAAAGUGUAAACUCGUAA
Plasmodium malariae is the source of this 3192-nucleotide messenger RNA. RefSeq names its product conserved Plasmodium protein, unknown function. Lineage: Eukaryota; Apicomplexa; Aconoidasida; Haemosporida; Plasmodiidae. The record is from RefSeq and is a predicted model, not a curated record. The coding region runs from base 1 to 3192 and encodes 1063 amino acids. The transcript has 2 exons.